Messenger RNA from Leptonychotes weddellii (Weddell seal), 840 nucleotides. It is a transcript of the gene LY96, whose product is annotated as lymphocyte antigen 96. The record is from RefSeq and is a predicted model, not a curated record. Gene Ontology annotation, molecular function: Toll-like receptor 4 binding; lipopolysaccharide immune receptor activity; lipopolysaccharide binding. Gene Ontology annotation, cellular component: lipopolysaccharide receptor complex. NCBI's taxonomy places the organism in Eukaryota, Metazoa, Chordata, Mammalia, Carnivora, Phocidae. Gene Ontology annotation, biological process: positive regulation of lipopolysaccharide-mediated signaling pathway; detection of lipopolysaccharide; innate immune response.
GAGUGGCAGUCUGUUGGGAUUCUAAAGGAGACCUACAGACUGGUCUUGUUACUAUUGACCAGGAAGUACCUUGUUUUGUUUUUAAAGUUCUGUGUUCUUAUUUGCAUUACGUGUUCUAGAAGAGUAUAUUCUAAAUCAUUUUGCUCUCUCCCCUUGCCGGAAGUGCUCGAAUACUAAACACAUACACUCAAAAGAGGAAACUCAGGAACUCAGAAAUCAUGUGACCAAUGACUAAGUUAAAUCUUUUCUGCUUACUGAAAGGGAAGAGUCUGAUGAUUAGUUGCCGAAUCUCCUUGUGUUUUUAAAGUUUUGGUGAUACUGAAUCAUGUUCCCAUUUAUGCUUUUUUCCACUCUAUUUUCUUCCAUAUUCACUGAACCUGGGGAGCAACAUUGGAUCUGCAAUUCCUCUGAUUCCAGUGUUUGGUAUACCUAUUGUGAUGACAUGAAAGUUCCUAUUUCCAUCGGUCUUAAUCCCUGUAUAACAUUGAAGGGAAGCAAGGGAUAUUUGCAUAUUUCCUACAUUGCAAGAAGAGAUAUUGAAAAAUUAUAUUUCAAUCUCUAUUUAUCUUUUCACUCCAUGCAUUUUCCAAUGCGCAAAGAAGUUAUUUGCCGAGGAUCUGAUGAUCUUUAUUCUUUCUGCAGAGCUCUGAAGGGAGAGACUGUGAAUACAACAGUAUCCUUCUCCUUCAGGGGAAUACGAUUUUCAAAGGGACAAUACAGAUGUGUUGCAGAAGCCAUCUCUGGAGAUCCUGAAGAAAUGCUCUUUUGUUUGAAUUUUACCAUCAUACACCACCCUGAUUUCAGUUAGAAUAAAUAAAGUAUAUUUUUAUUUUUCAGAGG